AUGGCAUAUUCUAAAGAUAAUUCAUUAAAUUUUGAUAUUAUCUCAUGGGAUAUAAUAAGUAAUUAUUUAAAAGAAAAUAUUGAAAUAAAACGAAAUAAUCAAAAUGAUCAUUGGUUACAAUUACUUAAUGAACGUGUUGCAAAUUCACAUCGAGAAUUAGCACCUUCAACACCAGCUAUUAAUAAUUAUAUGCAAUGGAUACGUUCAAGAAAUAAAAAUAUUAAAGCUGGACCAAAAACAAUACCAUCAUCUAUUUUAGGACCGAAGAUUAACGAAGGUGAACUUAUUGAUGUUCGAAUUUCUUGUCGAGGUCCAGAUGAUAAAUUAUAUGAUCGAGAUGAACAAUUACGACAACGUUUACCACGUGGAUGUACUCUAAUUCAAUGUAAAUUAAAAGAUGAAGCACAUCCACGUUUAGAUUUUGGUCUUUUUGCAUUGCGAAAAUUUAGUGGUGGUCUUGGUGAUGAUGAUGAUCGAGAAGAUGAUAAUCAAGCAUGGCUUCGUUAUUUUCUUGAACAUCCUCGAACAGCAUCUCAAAUAAUCUGUACAAGAAAGAUUAAUGGUGAAGCAUGUCAUUUAUCAUGUAUAUCUCUUCCCCCAGAUAAUCGUUUAAUGUUAAUUGCUGGUUCAAAAAAUGUUCAUUUAUGUUUUCGUACACAUUCGGAUAUAUCAAUGUAUGGUAAUGAAUCAACAUAUAAUUAUGCAAGUUCGUUUUGUCAUACAAUUCUUGAUACAUUAUCAUGUAUGCCUGAUCAAGGUACAAUGUUAUUAAAUUUUUUAUCAUUAACACGUUAUACAGCUGUUUUUGAAAUACUUAAUUAUUCUCAUCAACAUAUUGUUAAUUUAUCUUAUUUAAAAAAUGAAAAGAAUCGUUCACAAUUAAAAUUUAUAACAUUUUCACAAGUACCACAAGAUUUUGAACAAGUUGUUACUAAUCUAUGUGCAUUACCACCUGAUUAUGCUAUUGAAAUAGCUCGUUGUUUACAUUUAUCAACAACAGAUUAUGAUAUUAUUGAAAAUCAAUCACAUAUUCUUAAUGAAUAUUUAACAUCAAUCAAAUAUCGACAUGAAUGUGAAGGUAGUGUUCUUUAUUUUCUAAAUAAAAAUGAUCAAGUUAUUGGUUUAUUAAAAAAGAAAACAAUAUGGUAUGUUAUACUUCGUGCUAUACGUGAAAAAGCUCGUCCAAUGAUAUCUGGAUGGGAAAAAAAUCAUAAAUUAGAUUUAUCUGAAACAAUAGAUAAAACUACUCGUCGUUUAAAUGCUAUACAAAAAUGGUUAGGAUUUUCAAAUGAAAUACUUAAUCAAUGGAAAAUGUUAGCUGGACAAUUUCUUAAAUGGUUAGCAGAAGGAGCUAAAAAGAAACUAAUUACAAGAAUUGACAUUAGCGAUGAAUAUCCAAUGCUUUGGUCAAAAUUUCUUGGAGAAACUAAUAAUCCUGAUGAUUUUAUGAAACAAAUGGUUGAUAAAAAUGAUGAAGAAGAUGUUUGGAAACAAUUAAAUGAAAUGAAAAUUAAUGAACAAAAACCGAAAAAUGAAAAUAAAAUUAAUCAUGCAAGAAAAACAAAACAGCCAAGUGAUUUAGAAUAUGAAGAAGAUAUUGAUUUAGCUCUUCAAGAUCUAGAUGAUGAUAAUAAUAAGGAUGAUGAUGAUGAAGAAAACUAA
This is a messenger RNA of Rotaria sordida, 1662 nucleotides long. The record is from the annotation of a GenBank genome assembly. NCBI's taxonomy places the organism in Eukaryota, Metazoa, Rotifera, Eurotatoria, Philodinida, Philodinidae.